Messenger RNA from Plectropomus leopardus (leopard coralgrouper), 668 nucleotides. The record is from RefSeq and is a predicted model, not a curated record. NCBI's taxonomy places the organism in Eukaryota, Metazoa, Chordata, Actinopteri, Perciformes, Serranidae.
UGAUGGUGGGGAUGGGCUACAACCUGGAGGAGAUCCAGGACUCUCUGGCCAAGAUGAAAUAUGACGAGAUCACAGCUACCUACCUGCUGCUGGGCAGAAAGGCCUCCGAGCUGGAGCCCAGCGAGUCGGCCUCCAGCAGCAACCUGUCUCUGGCCAAACCGCGGCCCAACAGCGAGCUCAACGGCCAGUCGCCCUCCCACCUCAAAGUCCAGAGGAGCGUCUCCUCCAACCACAAACAGAGACGUUACAGCGAACAAGUCGGUCAGAACGUCCCUCCGGGGAUGUCUCAUCCAAAGAGGAGUCAGACCACCACAGCGGAGAACAGCGCCAAGGAGGAGAGCGGAGUCCAGCUGCGUAAACCCAGCACCCCGGGGAGCCGCGGCGCUCCGCCCGCCAGCCCGCUGCUGGGCAACGCCAACAACCCCAACAAGGCCGACAUCCCCGACCGCAGGAAAGGCGCCACCACCGGCCCGAGCGUGAGUUAUUGUAUCAGUUUAAAUACAUCAACGAAUAUUAAUACACCUGCAGCGUUCUGAUGUUCAUCAGGAAAACAUGAAUUGUCUCUAACUGAACUAUGAAACCGAGCAAAAAACAAGCAUCUCAUGAGAAACAAAGAUCAACCAUUUCAUCCCAGAAAUCAGAAAAUAUUUAAAAGACACUGUCCUAUA